Molecule: messenger RNA, 723 nt
Organism: Zootermopsis nevadensis
Lineage: Eukaryota; Metazoa; Arthropoda; Insecta; Blattodea; Termopsidae
Source: RefSeq, a predicted model, not a curated record
GGAUGCAGAUGGUGAAUUCAGGCUAGUUGCUAGUUGUCCUGAACAGGAAGUAGCGCAUGUAAUCUGCUCUAUCAUGCCAUGUGGUACUCGUAUUCCGAUUCACCUUGGAACCAAAGAAGCCACUGCUGAGGAGAGAGAAUCAUUUCUUUCAAGGUUCAAAAGGCAUAACUUCAGUACUCUCCUUACUAACAAACAUAUUAUAAAAAAUUCUGUUUAUGCUGCAUUGUCCUCAAACAUUCUGAAAAAGAUUAGUGUUCUGUCUGAAGAAACUUCUGCUGAUGUUGAGCCUGCACAACAAACAUCAUAUGAGAAUGAAUAUGACAGUAGUGAAUUAUUGAAUUUUGACUUGAAAAUACCAGAAAGUGAUAAAAGUACCACAAAUAAUUCUGAAAAUCUGAAGAUAUCACAAAGAUAUGUUAGAUCUGCUGAUGAAGCAGUACUCAAGUCUGUGGAACUGAAAGGUUUUGAAUCAUAUGAAAGCGGAAGGGAUAGUACAAUGACUACAGUGAAAUCACCAUUUGUAACUGGGUUAGUUGGAGAAGACAUCAUUAAUAAACAACGUCCAAUUAGGGAAGAAGGCCGUGUUGUAGGGGGUCAGGCAAGUGAACCUGCAGCAUGGCCAUGGGUUGUGGCUCUGUACAGGGAUGGAGAGUUUCACUGUGGUGGAGUUUUGCUUGAUGAAGUAUGGGUUAUGACAGCUGCUCAUUGUGUUGAUGGGUAAGA